Messenger RNA from Aphis gossypii (cotton aphid), 6047 nucleotides. RefSeq names its product alkaline phosphatase-like. Bases 695 to 2509 code for a protein of 604 amino acids. The record is from RefSeq and is a predicted model, not a curated record. Gene Ontology annotation, biological process: dephosphorylation. Gene Ontology annotation, molecular function: alkaline phosphatase activity. The transcript is spliced from 11 exons. Lineage: Eukaryota; Metazoa; Arthropoda; Insecta; Hemiptera; Aphididae.
GAGUACAACUACACUCCAAAAAUGUUCAUCUGAUCGAUUCGUGAAAACAGUACAGCUAUUGUGAACAAUGAUUUAGAACAACUCAUAUUAAGCGAUGUUGAAAAUCAUUUGGGAAAAACUACCUGUGUAAUAUAUCACAUGCGACCAACGAGUAAUGAACAACCGUCGCCAUAACAUUUAUCCGUCUAUAGGUACACUGUUUAACGCUUGCGCCGAACGCCGACUCACUUGUCUUUUGCUGGCUUGCGCCUUGUCGCUCGUGCAGUGUCCCGUUGACCAUGUGCUCCUUCGGUUAUGCUAUCACGAACAAAACGCGAAUAACAAUAUAUUUCGAAGUCGCCAAACUGUUCGUAUAGUUUGUCGAUCGGAUUACAUGCGUAUGUGUAUGCAAUUUCGAUGUACCACAAAACACUCAAUGGUAACACGUCGAAUAUAAUAUACAAUUUUUUUUAUGUUUUAAAAUUAUGAAGAUUUGGAAAUAAACAAAAAUAUUGACAUUUCAACUAAAAGAAAAUUUUAGUCCUCAAGACAUAAAUAUAUUAUUCAUUUAUUAUUCUUAUACAAUUGUACAAAUGUGAAGUUUAAAAUUAAAACGGGUUUUUUAAGUGAUGUAUUUGACUAUCUUAAAUUUCGAGUUUUUUAAGUGAUCAAAAGUGAAUUUAAUAAUAAAUUUUUUUUUUAACAAAGUUUCAUUAUGAAGAAAUUUCUUAAUUUUGGGAUUCUCAUAUUUUAUGUUAUACCGUGUACCUUGACGUUGAUUCAAAACCCAACUAAAUUUCAAGGUCGCGACCAUUGGUACGAAGAGGCGAGAUCUGCGCUGAAAAAACGGCUGGCCAGCUACGAGGGUAAAAUGGGAAGAGCGAAAAACGUGGUGUUUUUGGUCGGUGAUGGAAUGGGUGCGUCUACGUUGACCGCAUCGAGAAUAUUCAAAGGACAGAGACGGGGCAACCAAGGAGAAGAGGAGCAAUUGAUUUGGGAUUCGUUUCCCGCUGUGGCAAUGGCAAAGACCUACAAUUUAAACGCUCAAAUUGGUGAAUCGUCAGCAUGUGCUACUGCAUUAUUGUGUGGUGUUAAAGCCAAUUUCGAAACAGUUGGCUUGGACGGCAAUGGAAAGUUCGAAAAUUGUUAUUCCAGUUUUGCGUCUAGAGUUGACUCAUUAGCUUACUGGGCUCAACAGCAAGGUAAAUCGACUGGACUAGUUACCAAUACUCGAAUUACUCAUGCUACGCCAUCGGCGUUAUAUGCACACUCACCUAGCCGAUAUUGGGAAGAUGACGGAAAAGUGCCCAUUCCUGCAAGAAAAUCCUGUAAGGACAUUGCCCGCCAACUGGUAGAAGAUGAUCCUGGUAGAUUUAUAAAUGUGAUAUUAGGCGGAGGCAGAAGACACUGGCUACCAAAAGUAGCACAGGAUCCAGAACAACCAACAGACGAAGGUAGACGAUUAGACGGCCGGAAUUUGAUAGAUGAUUGGAUUAGGGAUAAAAAAAAACGAAACAUAAAAGCCGAAUAUGUGUGGAAUAAUAGUCAGCUGGACAAAAUUGAUGCGAAAAAUGUUGAUUAUCUUUUAGGUUUGUUUGCGUAUUCGCAUAUGGAGUUUGAGGUAGACCGAGACAAAGGACAAAAUGGUGACCCACCACUACAUGAGAUGGCCGUCAAAGCGUUAUCUAUACUCCAGAAGAACAACAAAGGAUUUUUUCUAUUUGUUGAAAGUGGACGCAUCGACCACGCACAUCAUUACAAUAAUCCUUACAGGGCGUUAGAAGAAACGCUUGUUUUGGAAUCCACCCUGGAAGCCAUCAUGUCUAAAGUAGACUUGUCAGAUACACUCAUUGUUGUUACAGCUGAUCACUCGCACGUUAUGACAAUGGGAGGAUUGGCAACCCCUCGCGGUAACGACAUAUUGGGCGUAGACGUCAAGCCGUCGGACGUGGACGGGCUGCCGUACAGUACGCUGCUCUACGGCAACGGGCCCGGGCACAGCGCCGAACACCGUCUGGUGCCCAUGUUGAACGCGACGGACGCGGAGACGCACAACAGGUUGCACGGGGCCGCCGUGCCCCGUCAGUGGGCCACUCACGGGGGCGAAGACGUGCCCGUUUACGCGGCCGGGCCACCGGGCAUCACGCAAGCCCUGUUCUCCGGCACUUUCGACCAGUCGUUCGUGCCGCACGCCAUCGCGUACGUGGCUUGCCUGGCCGAACACGCCGAACGGUGUCGGCGGGAGGACGCCGAAGCGGCCAACCGGAGCAACAGCGACGCCGCGUUUGCCGCCGGUAAGGCGGGCGUCCUCGGGGUCGGACCCUCGUCGCAGGGCUGCUCGGUGGACACGAACGCCGUGACCAGGACGGCAGCGACAGGUGGUGCCAAAAGCGGAGCAGCUAUAGUACUGGCCAGCAGCGUAUUGUCCGACAACGGGUCGUCCAAGCAAACUAACAAUACGAACCCACUGCUGAACCUUGGUUACGCGCUGAUCGCCGCGGCUGCCAUGCUCGUCGUAGCGAUCACGUAAAUAUCGAAAAAAGAGGCGGGACUAAGCCCUCGAUAUCGGCGACUUCGCGCUCGUAAUAUGUUAUUUUAUUAUAUCGAUAUUGUUUUUUAAUUAUUUUCGGCAUUGUUAUUGACGUCGUCGUCUGUUGAUGUUAUAAAUCGACGGUUUUUUUUUUUUAUUUUUGUUAUGUUAUCGGGGCAUUAUAGUAUGUGCGUAUAUAUGGGAGGAGGAUAAGCAAUUACAGAUCUAAGGGAUUAAUGAGGUCGAGAGUAGGCGUCUCGUGUAGAUCACCGCCGGUUCGAGAUAACAAUAUUGCACACGUGGCACUCGCACACGCGCACUUCUGCGGUAUUAUUUACAUACCUAUGCAACAUGCGCUAUACGAACGAUAGUACAUCAUAAUGUACGUUUUGUAAAAUGUGCACACGUAAUACUAUUUACUUUGUACCAUAUUUUUUUUUUUGUUUUCAUACAUAGACAUCGCCGGUGUGAAUAAAAUUAUCUUAAAACAAGGUUCUAUGUUUAUAAUAAAUAAAUAUAAUUGUAUAUUAUAUGUAUACAAAAUGAUACCAUAUGUAAGUGUUUAUUUUUCCAGAUAGCUGUUUCCCAUUCCAACUCCCGCGACAUAUGUAUAUAUUGUACACUUUGAUAAUAUUAUGUAUAUAAUCGACUUACCAAAAUAUGUAUACGAAAAAAAUACCAUGUAAAAACCCCGAAGAGAAAUUCCGAUAAAUUUUAUUUUCAGUAUUCUUUUGAACACUUAACCUUUAUAAUUUGGGUACCUACGUAAUUUUCAACGCGACAAAAUCACGAGCACGUAUAAUGUUUUUUGAUUGGUGGACGUAGAUAUACUGUUGAACGCUCUGCAAAGUGGUGAACACCGAAAAUGCCAAUAAUCAAUUCUGCCAAAGCAAUCAGAAAAUAAAUGGCAAUAUUAUGUUAAAUUUCACAAGUUCCUGUACAGGUAAUAAAUCUUGUAUAUAUUUUAAUUCUUAUUUCAGUUGAUUAUGUAGUGCGAAUAACACAAUCGGAUUACUUAAUCAGUAAGCACACAUAUCUUUCAUUAAAUCACAACGUUUGCUAAAAAUAUCAAGAUCGAUAUAAUUUUAUCAUGAUUUGUAGUUUUUUGACAUUGUAUGGAUCGUAAAAAAAGUUAUCACUUAUUUUAUUCUUGAAAUCGUAUUAAUAAAAAAUUGAUAUAGUUUUCCGAUGAUGAAUUUCAUUUAUGAUUUGUAGACAAUAAACCAAAUUUUUCACUAAUAAUAGCAGAUAUUAUAAUUCGUUAUUUUUUGCAGUUUCUGCAUUUUUAUUAAUGCUUUUUAUCAUUAAGUAUUAUAUAAAAUAAAUUUUACUAAAUCUGUUAUUGUAUUAUCAACAAAUUGUAAUCGAAUAAAAAUAAUUUUUACAGUUAACUAUUUGAAUCUACUUGGUGCUUAAAUAUAAUAUAUAUAUACACACAUACAAUAAAUUAUAUUACUCAUGAAAUAUUGAAAUAAAUUCAACAGUUAUUACUAAUUUUUAUUAUUCAUAAUCUAAAAAAAAAAUAAUAAUAAUGUAUUGUUUCAUUUUUGUUAUUGUUAUCAACAGUAUAUUUAUUUUGACUAUGACGGAUACAAAUUAUAUGCAUUUUUGGCUUUUUAUAUUAUGUAAUCUGAUUAGAUAAAAAUUAAAAACACAUUAAAUAGUAUUAAAAAUUAAUAAUAAUUAAUUAUCAGUUUUCCUAGAUGAUUAGCUAAAUUGUAUAAAUAAUUAUACAUAGUCUUAAAUAUGUUUAGUAAAACAAUAAGCAUACGUAGAUGUCUGAGGAUAUGCAGCUGAUAAAAUGUGCUCUCUGAAAAUAUAAAUGUUCACACCAUUGUCUUAAAAAUAUUUAUGAUUAAUAUUAUUAUUAUAACUACUUCUUUUUAAACAAAAUAGGUUUUUCAAUAUUGUUUUUUAUGUCGAAAAAUAAAAACAUAUUUUUAUAAAGACAAGUUUAUUGAAAACAAUAAUAUAAUUUUAUGAUUCUUGUCACAUAGUUAAACCAUAAAUAUCAAUCGUACCUACAAUAUAUUUUUCAUUCAUUUAAAAAAUAUUAUUUAGUACUUUGGUCAUACGCCAUCUAAAAAAAGUGUCUACUUCAUAGCCCGCAGGUUAUGGAACCAUAUACCUGCAUACCCCGUGUUCAUGCUUUUGUGUAAAACAAUUUCUAAUUCCACUAGAAUAUGAAAUUAAGAGUGUCCUCAAGGGAUUUGAAAAUGAUACCUCUUUUCAACUAUAUUAGUUACUAGUUAUUUCCGCAUAUAUAUUAUAUAAUUCAAUUAUCCAAAUGAUUAAAUUUUUAUGAAGGAAUUACAUUGAAUUGUACUCAUUUAUUAUAUACCUAUAGCUGUUGAUCUUCUAGUAAAUAUCAUAACUUUUACAAUCGCCAUACAUUUCUUAUGAAAAAAACAGUUUGAAUAAAAUUACACUUUUGCCGGUUGGGUUAUAAUAAAUUCAUAUAGUUGGGUAAAAUACCUAAGAUCUACAUUCAAUUUUAAAAUAAGCCAAAACCAGAGAAUAAUAUACAUGAAUUAUAUUUUAUUACAUCGAAAAUUUACUAGAUAUUUAUAGGUGUUUUUUGAGGGAUGCAAAAACUUUUUAAAUUUUAAAGCCAUGCGAUUUCUUUAAAGCUAAAUAUGAUAUAUGUAAUAAAAAACAUCUAAAUGAUAUAAGUAUCCAAAACUAUGAUUUGUCAAGGUCAAGUCAUAGCUGAUCUACACGUUUGAAAGUCUCAAUUUACGUAAUCUACCCCAAGAAUACCUCCACCAAGGUACCAACUAAAAACGGUUGCACCCUUCAACAUGUAACAAAUCGCCUCGAGAAGAAGAAAUCACUGUUCUCAAAAACAUAUAAAAAAUAUCCGGUCUAAAAAAAAUGUAUUAAAAAAAAUAUUUCAGGACUCAAUUUCCAAAAUACAUAAAUAAAUUUUCUAGUUACAUAUUGUGUUAACAAAAUUAAAUUGGUUAGUCUGAAAAAGUCUUAGCGUUGUUAAUAAAGUUUUGAACACAAUUUAUAUAGUAAAACAUUUCUUCAUGAUUUUACUGAUUUUACAGUGUAAUUCUCUUUGGGUAAUAUUUUAAACUCGAUUAGUUUAAAAUUUAUUUUUAUUUUUAAAAAUAAAAUGUAAUUAAUAAAGUUAAGGAAAGAAAUCGAUUUUUUUCUUUGAACCCUAUACGAAAUCUUUUUACACCAAAGUUUAAACAAAACUUUCUAGACCACCUUUUCGUAUCUCCUUAUUUUGGUCUGAUUUCAAAAUGUUCAUAGUUUUACUAUAUCUAUACCUAUACUACUUAUUUAUUGUUUAAAAAUUUAAGAUAAAAAUAUACUUUUGUAUAGUAUGUAAUAAUAAAUAAUAUGGUUUGUAUUAUAGUAUUUACUAGGUUAUCAAUACAGGUUUAAUCGUGUUCUUGUUUUUUUUUUUUUAAUUCUAUCGACUUAAUCAAAAUUAUGAAAAAAUAUUUUAAUCUACCACUACUCUAAAAAAUAACGGUUAUAUUUUUAUUUAUUUAAUUUAACAAACUAGCAAAUAUUUCCAGAA